AAUGCCGGAUCCAGACACAGAGAGAGAGAGAGAGAGAGGGAGAGAGAGUUCACACACACACCUUGGUUAAAGAAGAUGGCGUUGGUUUCUAUGGCAUUCUCGCUUCCCACCUUAUGCCCACCUAAUCUUCGCCGAGUCAACAGGUAUAAUUCUGGCAAGGCUUAUGCAACUGUGGGCAAAGAAGCCUCUACUUCGUUGGGUGUGCGAGUCACAGAAGGAGAAGGGAACUUGCCCAAGGUUGUGCUCACUUCCGCUACCGGUAGCGAGGCAGAUGUGUACUUGUUUGGAGGCUGUGUCACGUCUUGGAAAGUAGCAAAUGGCAAGGACCUCCUUUUUGUUCGGCCAGAUGCUGUGUUUAAUAAGAAAAAACCAAUCAGUGGAGGCCUUCCACAUUGUUUCCCGCAGUUUGGACCUGGCCAAAUACAGCAGCAUGGAUUUGCAAGGAACUUGGAUUGGUCCAUUGUUGAUUCUGAAAAUGUGGAAGGAAAUCCUGUUGUAACUCUAGAACUAAAGGAUAGUACUUACAGCCGUUCCAUGUGGGAUUAUAGCUUUCAAGCUUUAUACAAGGUCAUUCUACAUACAAGAAGCCUUUCAACUGAACUAACAAUUACAAACACAGACAAUAAGCCAUUUUCAUUUAAUACUGCCUUGCACACAUACUUCCGUGCUUCUGUGACAGGGGCAUCAGUGAAAGGUUUGAAAGGGUGCAAAACUCUGAACAAAGAUCCAGAUCCUAAGAAUCCAUUGGAGGGUAAGGAAGAAAGGGAUGUGGUCACUUUUCCUGGAUUUGUAGAUUGCGUCUAUCUGGAUGUGCCUAAUGAAUUGCAGCUUGAUAAUGGCUUGGGUGAUACGAUAUCUGUCAGGAACACUAAUUGGACAGAUGCUGUUUUGUGGAACCCUUAUCUGCAGAUGGAAGCUUGCUACAAAGAUUUUGUUUGUGUUGAGAAUGCUAAGAUUGGAAACGUCCAACUAGAGCCUGCACAAUCUUGGACAGCCACACAGCAUCUUAGCAUUGACUGAAGUGUAGCUCAGCACUGCUGUUGAAUUUUGUGCAACUUGUACCACUGUCAAUUCCAAAGUUUUUAUUUGAGUUUUGCAAACCUUAAGGUAUAAAAAGCAAAUAAUCUGGCUUGUAUCACUGAACUAGCAUGCUCAUACGAGGCUCUUGUAUAUGACCCGUAUACUUGGGUUUUUGCCUAUUCUUAUGAUCAAUAAAAUUUUGUUUACCGAUCAAAAAAUAAAA
Molecule: messenger RNA, 1243 nt
Organism: Juglans microcarpa x Juglans regia
Lineage: Eukaryota; Viridiplantae; Streptophyta; Magnoliopsida; Fagales; Juglandaceae
Product: putative glucose-6-phosphate 1-epimerase
Exons: 11
Coding region: 76-1020 (314 amino acids)
Biological process (GO): carbohydrate metabolic process
Molecular function (GO): isomerase activity; carbohydrate binding
Source: RefSeq, a predicted model, not a curated record